AUGUUUAGUGAAACCAAAUCUCUCGGGCCGGCUUGGGUAAAGGAAUUUCUUCUCCGACAAGAGUCUUUCUGGGAUGUUAAUGACACAGGAAUGGGAUCAUGGAUAUGGCGAAAGCUACUGAAGCUCCGGCCGGUUGCUCGGCAUUUUAUUCGUAUGGAGAUUCAUAAUAGUCAAACAGUUAGAUUCUGGACAGAUAUUUGGCACCCUUUGGGUCGACUCAUAGAUAUCACUGGUGCAGUUGGUACACAGAAGCUUGGAGUUCAGAGAUCAACCCGAGUAUUUGAAGUUUGGGAUGGGAUUAAUUGGAACUUCCGCAGAUGCCGUGAUAGGCAGUUAUGCAACAUGAUCCAACAGAUCGAGCAACACCAUUUGGAUUUUGAUCUCUCUACCCCUGAUGUAGUAUUAUGGAAGAACAGUUCAUCUGAUUAUCGGGAGUGGUUCUCAGCAGUGGAUACUUGGCAUCUAAUCAGACACACGCGUCCCACACAAGAGUGGAGUAAAGUGAUUUGGUUCCCUCAGGGAGUACCUAGGUUCUCUUUUAUAACUUGGCUUGCUGUGAAAAAUAGACUAUCUACGGGGGAUCGUAUGAGGACUUGGGGUCACACCCAGGGCUGUAUCUUUUGCGGUGAACCGAAUGAGACUCGGGACCACCUUUUUUUUGCUUGCCCUUACACGUUUACGGUUUGGAUUGAAGUGGUAGGCACGCUGUUGGGAAGAGACCCGGACCCGUACUGGGAGAACACGCUGGAUCACUUGACACACCACCGGUUUGAUUUCCUUACCUCCAUCCUCAUACGGCUAGUGUUCCAAGUUACUAUCUAUAUGGUUUGGAGGGAGAGGAAUGAUAGGAAGCAUAUGAAGAAUCCAAGACAGGCCAGCCAAUUGGCAAAGGUCAUCGACAAGCCUGUGAGGAACAGGAUCACUUCCACAAAGUACACUCAGAAGCCACGCUUGAGAGGCCUACUUCAGCUGUGGUUCACAGCCCACAUGUAG
Molecule: messenger RNA, 993 nt
Organism: Brassica napus (rape)
Lineage: Eukaryota; Viridiplantae; Streptophyta; Magnoliopsida; Brassicales; Brassicaceae
Exons: 1
Coding region: 1-993 (330 amino acids)
Source: RefSeq, a predicted model, not a curated record